Molecule: messenger RNA, 408 nt
Organism: Nicotiana attenuata
Lineage: Eukaryota; Viridiplantae; Streptophyta; Magnoliopsida; Solanales; Solanaceae
Product: RNA-directed DNA polymerase homolog
Exons: 1
Source: RefSeq, a predicted model, not a curated record
AUGUGUAUUGAUUACCGCCAGCUGAACAAGGUUACGGUGAAGAACCGUUAUCCUUUGCCUCGCAUUGACGAUCUGUUUGACCAGCUUCAGGGUGCACAGGUGUUCUCUAAGAUUGACUUGCACUCAGGUUACCAUCAGUUGAAGAUUCGGGAGCCAGAUAUCCCGAAGACUGCGUUCAGGACUCGGUAUGGUCAUUACGAGUUCCUUGUUAUGUCUUUUGGGCUGACUAAUGCCCCGGCAGCUUUUAUGCAUUUGAUGCACAGUGUAUUCAGGCCAUAUCUUGACUCGUUCGUGAUUGUUUUUAUUGAUGAUAUUCUGGUGUAUUCCCGGAGUCGGGAAGAUCAUGAGCAGCAUCUGAGGACCGUGCUACAGACCUUGAGGGAGAAAAAGUUAUAUGCAAAGUUUUCA